Messenger RNA from Malus domestica (apple), 1207 nucleotides. RefSeq names its product pathogen-associated molecular patterns-induced protein A70. Lineage: Eukaryota; Viridiplantae; Streptophyta; Magnoliopsida; Rosales; Rosaceae. The record is from RefSeq and is a predicted model, not a curated record.
AAAGCUCCUCCAUUUUCCUCUACAAAAACAACACGCUCUCUCUCUCUAGAAGCGCAAAGCAGCUGAGACACCGCAACAUAGAGGACCCGUCGUCGUCUUUGGCCAUGUUGACAUCGAUGCUCAGCUGGUUCACGCCCACCUCGCUCUUCCUCCUCCUCAACCUCAUCAUCGGCAUCAUAGUCCUCAGCUCCCGCCAUGGGACCCACAAAAGGCCUCAGCAGCAACAACAACUGCAGCAGCAAGAAGAGCAACUCGGCCUGUUCAACUCGCCCCAACUCGAACGAGCCCCCUCAUUGUUGGACCGGGUCCGGUCGAUAAACUUCUCCCACUACAAAUUCGAGCAAACGAACCCGGAAACCCAGUACGCGGCGCCACAACAUGCAAAUUUAGAUAAUUCGACCGAGUUAAACGGGACUCCCUCACACCAACCCGAAAGAAGUCCUUCGCUACUGGACCGGAUCCGCUCCAUCAACUUUUCCCACCACAAAUUCGAACAAUCCAUCAAUCCAGAACCCCAGUCCGGCGAAUCAGCAGAACAACAUCCUGGUUCGAGUCCGAAAGUCUGCGAUAGUCCGGUCGGGUUAGCUAGGACACCCUCGCUCUUGGAGCGGCUCAAGUCGAUGGAUUUCCCAUUCUACCGGUCCGAACAUGCCGAUCCAGAGAAUAAAAUUUACGAACCGGAGGAGUCCGAACGUGAGGGCCGCGACCCCAUUUCGAGACAAGAAAACUUGGUUCAUCGGAGUAAGUCGAACCCUAGUAAUGGGGCUGGGGUAAACCAGUACCAGAAGAUAAAAAAGUCUACUAGCGAGAAAUCGCGGCUCCGAGGAGGGGUUGAAGGAAACGACGACGAAAGGCCUGCGACACCUCGGAUGGAGAAAACGAGGUCGUUUGGAGGCGAUGAAGCGGUUGACGCGAAAGCUGACGAUUUCAUAAACAAGUUUAAGCAGCAGCUGAGACUGCAGAGGCUCGACUCGCUCUUGCGUUACAAAGAAAUGCUUAAAAGAAAAUAAAAAAAAAAAGUAGCCAAAUAAUAAGCAAGUUGUUUUCCUUUUUUAAAUUUAAUUUAUUGCCGUUUUUUUUUUAAUGGUUGGCUGUGGGUUUGUGAAUGUAAUGGUAUUUAUUCAGUUCUGUGGAUUAUUUUGGUAACAUGCAUUUGGUAGUAAGUUGAAGUAAUUAAUGAGUAUUUUAUGAAAUAUAUAACUAUAAA